CUCCAUUGCCAUAGUCCAAUGUGAGCUUCAUACUCACGAGACGAGACGAUUUCUUGGCGUUUCUUGACUUCUUUUUAUUUCAAAAAUGAGGAACAUUAACAUAAAUAAGUCUAAGUCUUCUGGUAGACGAUUACACAGCGCAAUAACGUGAAUAUCAAUUGGAAUCAACUAACAAGAGCAUUUUCGAUAGGGUGACUAUCAUACAGCUUUAGUACUUCUAUAUACACGACUUCAAUUAGUAAAUUUUGUUAUACAAACGACAGAGAAGCUUCUAAAAAAGGAAUCUCUGAUGUAUCUGAGAGAUCAGAAAUACAUCUUGGCAAGAUAUCGUUAUUAUUAUCUGAAAUGGAUAAAAUACAAGAACAUGCUGAUGAAAGGACGUACACAACUGUAGAAAAUGACAAGAAACUUGACAAUGAAACUAUAAGUAGCUUUCUUGAUCAAACUUCCAUCAGAAGCUCAAAGGAAAAAAUAACAAUGACAGAUAUAACACCACAGGUUAUUGCAAGCUGUAUAAUUCAUUGCAUGGUUAUAAAAGCUGGUAUAAACAUGGCUUAUAGUACAGUUUUAAUAAGUGGAUUAGCAUCAGACAGUGUUGAUUUCAAAGUAACUGAGAACGAAGAAUCUUGGAUAGCAAGCCUAGUUACAAUAACAUUGCCAAUAGGAUCUAUCAUUGCUGGCCCUCUAAUGGAUAAAUUUGGACGCAAACCGGUUUGUUUAUUAUCUUGUAUUCCUGCAGCAAUAUCAUGGAUUUCAUUGAUUCUCGCUAAAUCCUUAAUUACUAUUUAUGCGGCUCGAGUUAUAGCCGGCAUUGCAGCAGGAUUAACGACUGUUGGAUUGGUUUAUAUAUCAGAACUCUCACAUCCGCAAGUCAGACCGAUGCUUCUAUGCCUUAAUUCGGUAUUUGUUUCAUUGGGUAUAUUAAUUACCUGCUGUUUGGCUGUACUGUUAGAUUGGCGUAAAAUGGCUAUAAUUUUCCUUGUAUUAGAGUGCUGCAUUUUCUUUGCAUUUUACUUUGUACCUGAAAGCCCUUACUGGCUUGUAUUCUUUACAAAUGGAAUAUUUGACGAAAAAAGAAUUUGCAAAAUGAAAUGCAGUCUAAAACAACUUAACAGACGACAAACGAUUUACGAGCAAGAAUAUUCGCGAAUCAUGGAAACGUACAGAAACCAAGUGAGCGGGUCAAAAAAUAUAACAGUAUUUAUAAAAUAUUAUCACAAAUUUACAUCUCCGACCGUCUAUAAGCCUAUAACGAUACUUUUCUUACUUUUUCUGUUGCAACAACUAUCUGGUUGCUAUGUGAUCAUAUUUUAUGCCAUUUCUGUCUUUCGUGAAAUGGGUGGAACAUUUGGCAAAGGUUUUGAUGAAAACGAUGCCCUUAUUAUGUUAGGUAUCAUUCGAUUCAUUGUAAGUAUACUAACAGUGUUUUAUAGUAGAAAAUAUGGCAGAAGAGUUCUCUGCAUCUUGAGUGGAAUUGGAAUGACUAUUUCUAUGUUUCUUUCGGGAAUGUAUAUGUAUUUCACAAUGUCAUAUGAUGAAAAUGGUAAUAUAGAGGAAACCAUGGUGGACCAAAAAUGGUUAUUACUAUUUUUUGUAUUAUCUUAUAUUUGCACCAGUACGUUUGGAUUUAUAAAUAUACCGUGGACGUUGAUUGGAGAAUUAUUGCCUGUAUCCAUACGCGGUAUCGGUGGGGGUCUCAUGGUUUCUUUUGCUUACAUAAUGAUGUUUGUUGUUGUGAAGAGCUAUCCUUAUAUUUUAAAAAGCAUGAGUAUUGAAGGUAUCUUUUUCUUUUUUAGCUUUAUCUCCCUAAUAGGUACAGCUUUUGUAUACUUCUUUUUGCCAGAAACUUUGGGCAAAUCAUUUUCUGAUAUUGAACAAUACUUUCUGUCUAAAAGAGAGAGAGAAACAUUCGAUGCUAUUCCUAGAACUUCCUAGAAUUUUUUGCUUUUAUUUCGAUAUAUUUGGGUAUUUUGCAUGAUAUGAAUAGCAUUUUCGAGUGAAGAAAAUUUGAUCGCUCUGAGAGCGAUUAAUUACGUCAUAAACUCUGUCUUGAAUUAUUAGGAGUACUUGAAUUAUUAGAUUAAUUAAUGAAAUAUUUCGAGUAAUUGAUUGUGUGAUUAAUCAGGACAAAGAAUCUUGUGCUUUAAAGCCAAAGUAGCGUUAAAUGGGAUGAUUAUUAAUGUAUUACUUAUAUUAUAUCAAAUUCAAAACCCAUUUUUGGUCAAAAAUAUGUUUAUGGCGAAUUGUGAUCAAAUCUGCUUCAUUCAAAAACGCUAUAAUAGUGAUUAAUAAAAGUUUACUUAAUCUAUUACAAAAAGAAAUGUAUAAUAAUCUCAGACAAUAAAUUGGGAAAAGUCCUAGAAUAGUA
Molecule: messenger RNA, 2368 nt
Organism: Formica exsecta
Lineage: Eukaryota; Metazoa; Arthropoda; Insecta; Hymenoptera; Formicidae
Product: facilitated trehalose transporter Tret1-like
Exons: 6
Coding region: 346-1935 (529 amino acids)
Biological process (GO): transmembrane transport
Cellular component (GO): membrane
Molecular function (GO): transmembrane transporter activity
Source: RefSeq, a predicted model, not a curated record